Neurospora hispaniola is the source of this 1086-nucleotide messenger RNA. Its product is annotated as Homocysteine S-methyltransferase. Gene Ontology annotation, molecular function: S-adenosylmethionine-homocysteine S-methyltransferase activity. Gene Ontology annotation, biological process: S-methylmethionine cycle. The transcript is spliced from 2 exons. Lineage: Eukaryota; Fungi; Ascomycota; Sordariomycetes; Sordariales; Sordariaceae. Bases 1 to 1086 code for a protein of 361 amino acids. The record is from RefSeq and is a predicted model, not a curated record.
AUGGCUACACCGAUUCCAGUUCAGAUCCUGGAUGGAGGGAUGGGAACGACUCUGGAAGACAUGCACGACAUCACCUUCUCAUUUGAAACUCCGCUUUGGUCUUCACAUCUCCUUGUUUCCGGCGAGGAGGACAAGCUAUCGGAUUGUCAUGAGGCCUUCAAGCAGGCAGGAGCCAACAUCAUUUCCACCGCAACGUACCAAAUAUCCAUCAAUGGAUUUGCUGCAACCAAGGCGCCGAAAAGCGGAAUCCUCGACGUGGAGAGGGAGGGCAUCGAUAAGGAAGAGAUUCCUCGCUUCCUGAGCCGUGCGGUUGUCCUUGCCGCAAAUGCAGCGGGGACGGAGGGCAAAGUUGCCUUGUCGCUGGGUCCUUAUGGCGCCACCAUGAUUCCAUCGACCGAAUACAGCGGCAGGUACGAUCCUGAACACCAAGAUGUGCAGGCCCUGGAAAAAUGGCACAAGGAGCGUCUGGAUUUGUUCAAGGAUGUCGAUCCCAAGCAAGUCAACUACAUUGCCUUUGAAACGGUUCCUAGGCUCGACGAGAUUGUUGCCAUCAGAAAUCUGCUUUCGGCCGACCACAUCCCAACAUGCCUCCGUGGACGCCCCGUAUGGAUUUCAUCUCCUUACCCAAACGAUAAUGGAAAGCUUCCCGACGGCAGCACGGUAGAGGAGGUCGUCAAAGCUGUUCUCACGCAUAGGGAAGGGCUGGAGACUCCCUGGGGUAUUGGCAUCAACUGCACAAAGGUGGAAAAGCUCGACUUCUUGGUCAAACAAUACGAAGAUGCGAUCCAAACCUACAUCAAGAACGGAGAGCAGAUGGCCUGGCCAAGCUUGGUCCUCUAUCCAGACGGGACAAACGGGGAGGUCUACAACACGGCCACCAAGACUUGGGAGUUGUCUCCAGGACACAAACAGCCAGAGGCCCCCUGGGAAACAGUCCUAGCCAAUGUUGUCGAAGCCGCACGUCAAAGAGGCAAAUGGAAGUCCAUCGUUGUGGGAGGUUGCUGCAAGGCGUCCCCCGAACACAUUCGAAGGCUACGAAGGACCCUACAAGAUUACGGCCACAUGUCAACCUCUCCAGCGGCGUAG